Molecule: messenger RNA, 3038 nt
Organism: [Torrubiella] hemipterigena
Lineage: Eukaryota; Fungi; Ascomycota; Sordariomycetes; Hypocreales; Clavicipitaceae
Source: the annotation of a GenBank genome assembly
GCUGAAGACCGUCUGGCCCAGUUUCACCGCGCCCGCCCACAUCCGCUCAAGCCAAAAGCACUUCAUCUUGACCACCGUCUCCCUCGUCAGCCUUCUUAACUCCAGCAUCCUCCGCUUUCUAUUUCCUGCUUUCCUCAGGCCACGUAUAUUUCCUGUUGUCAGCUCGACUCAGUCUUCCAUUCAGUCUCGCAAGAACGUUUGCUGUCACCGCUCGUCAAUCUUUUGUCUCUUGAUUAACGACAUUUCAUCACGCAUUCGCCACCAUCCAACCGGGCUUUCCGAAUCACCUCGUUGGACGCGUCAAUCUUGCAGUUUCGCUCUGCAAACCAAUCACCGCAUUUAUAUUUAUUCACUUGCGUCCCUGCGAUCGCCUCUUGCUCGUCUCCGCACUCUCCUGUCGGCGACGAUCUAGGCGUUCCAACUCAGCGCGUUUGCUGGGUUUUCAAAACUAUUUCAUCCUACGCAUAGCCGUCCCCACCAUCCUUUCAACUUAAAACGAUGGCUACCUCCAACCCUCGCCGGCGGACCAUGGUGACUCGGUCAGACAGCGCUGCCGAGAACGAACUGUCUACCACCACAACCACUCUCCGCAAAGGCGCUACAUUUCACAAUCCCGCUACUUCGGUGGAUUCCCCCUUCACUCCUCCUCAACUCCCACGUGCUCAGUCAAACUACGAUGACUGUGUAGAUGCUCGUCGCCGUCGCAUGGCCACUACCCUCAACGACAUUGAUGAAGCCCUGUCCAUGACCGAGAAGCUCUCUCUCUCCGACAGCAAGCCCACUCGAAAGAUCGCCCUGAAGGACCACAGCGCCCUUCCCCUACCUCGCGGAUUCCUCGAACUACCCAUCGUUGAUCCCGAAAUGGCUGAGCGCAGAGUUCUUCGCCCGCGCUCCGCUCGCCGCCAGCAGCACGCUUCUGAUAGCGGCCUCGGCAGCUCUGUCGCUUCGUCUACCAACGACAAGCGCGCCAUGAUAGAGAACCAACCCAGAAGCCAAAAGGCCAAGACACAAACAGUGCCUGCCUACAGAACUCGAUCUGUCACCGCUUCUUCCACAAACACCUCUUCCCUCAGCCCCCGUGCGGUUAACCGUAUCCAGGAGCACAUCCUGCGUCCUCUUUUGGACAAGCCCUCUCUCAAGCCCUUUGAAGCUAUCGUUCUUGAUGUUCCUCGUCGCAUUCGUGCCCAGGAAAUCAUUUGCCUUCGUGAUGUUGAGAAGACUCUCAUCUUCAUGGCACCGGAGAAGGCGAAAUCUGCUACGCUCUACCUCGACUUCUGUCUUACGUCAAUUCGCUGCGUCCAAGCCACGGUGGAAUACCUCAACGAAAACGACCAGAUCCGACCUGAUGAUCGCCCCUAUACUAAUGGAUACUUCAUCGACUUGAAGGAGCAGCUUUACCAGUAUGGACGACAACUCGCCACCAAGGAAAAGGGUGACGAUAUGGAUAUCGACCAAGGAGAUGAGAUCAGACUGCACGGUGGCAUUGCCAUCAAUGGCCGCCCAGCUGAACUCGUUCGUGUCAAGAAGGAUGGCACUGCCAUCUCUAUGGCCACUGGUGAGCCCGUCGACUUGGACGAGGCUCCCCUUAAGUACAAGCGUUCCAUCAGCCAGCAGCUCGCCGAUGACGAAGAGAUCAUGCGCUCCAUGGCUCGUCGCAAGAAGAAUGCUACUCCCGAAGAGCUCGCUCCCAAGCAGUGCCGCGAGCCCGGAUGCAAUAAGGAAUUCAAGCGCCCUUGCGACUUGACCAAGCACGAGAAGACGCACUCUCGUCCUUUCAAGUGCCCCUUCCCCACCUGCAAGUAUCACACCUUUGGCUGGCCCACCUCUAAGGAGAUGGACCGCCACGUCAACGACAAGCACUCUGAUGCUCCAUCCAUCUACGAGUGCAUGUUUAAGCCUUGCCCUUACAAGUCUAAGCGUGAGUCGAACUGCAAGCAGCACAUGGAGAAGGCGCACGGAUGGACAUACGUCCGCACCAAGACCAACGGCAAGAAGGCUGUCACCAAGCCUUUGACGCCUCCUCAGGAAACUCCUCAGCUUGGUAACAUGCCCACUCCCUCCAGCACAUCCAACUACAGCGUCCCUACCCCUCCUCAGGAUGAGAUGCUUCAGGGUCUUCCCAGCGAUUUCCCUACCUAUGCUGGAGAGAACGCAUGGCUUGGCUCUGCCCACGUUGCCCAGCCUCAGCUCGAGAACAUGGACUUGCUGGCAGACAACCAGUCUCCUUCAUCCUCUGCAUCCUACGAGCAGUACCCUGCUUACCAGAACGGAUCAACCUUUAUUCUCAACGAUGAAGACCUCUACGCUGCUCGUGUUCAGCUUCCUCAGCAGAUGCCCGCUCCUCUCUACAACAAGAUGAUGCCUCAGCAAAUGCAGCAGUUCCCCCAGCUUGCUCAGCAACAAAUGAUGCAGCAACUUGUGCAACCCGCUAUGGAACUCCCGGCUCACUUCUCACCUGCUGGCCAGGAAAACGCUAUGCUCUACACUCCAUCCUCUCUCCAGGAGGUUGAUGACGUCUUUGAGGAUCCCAGCAUCAACACUGGAAACGAUUUCCAGCUGUUCCCUGUGGACUUGAACAAGACCACCGACUUCCAGCCGCUAUUUGGAAUGCCCAGCGCUGACCUCGGCUUCUCCCAAGCCACGCAGCCCGACAUCCUCCAGCACAUUGACUGGUCAAACGUUGACUGCGGCAGCUUCCAGGAGUAAAUGACUUCCUGAAGAUAGCUUGGUGACGAACACGGCAGAAAACCUUGAAAACCCUAUCACAAAAACAUAUUUAUGAAUGAUGAUUUGGAUGCAGCGCAAGAAGGCGCGCAAUACGCACUGGCCUGAGGCUAUCGAUUUAUUACCUGUUAUUAUUUUUCGUUUAAACACAAAGCCGCAGAGGCAAAUAUGAUGUAUAAUUGGGAGGACUCAUGGAGGCGCAAACAUUGAAAUCGGUUUGCUGUUGUAUUGAUAGAUAGUUGAGAUGAUGCAUUUCAUCUCCUUGGAACAGUUUGGAGAUUUUCAUACUUCAUAAGAACGCAUUGUUUCCACUC